Molecule: messenger RNA, 732 nt
Organism: Euleptes europaea (tarantolino)
Lineage: Eukaryota; Metazoa; Chordata; Lepidosauria; Squamata; Sphaerodactylidae
Exons: 6
Coding region: 1-732 (243 amino acids)
Biological process (GO): fatty acid beta-oxidation
Cellular component (GO): mitochondrion
Molecular function (GO): 2,4-dienoyl-CoA reductase (NADPH) activity
Source: RefSeq, a predicted model, not a curated record
AUGUCUGCGUCGGAGCGGGUGGUGGUGGUGCUUGGGGGAGCCGGCACGGUGGGCUCUGGGAUUGUCAGCUCGCUGCUGGAGAAAGGCUUCCAGGUUGCUGUCAUCUCCCGGGAUGGAAGCAGAUUGGAGAAACUGAGGCAGUUUUUGCCAGCGUCACUCCAGAACCGCUUGCAGACUCUCAUUGGGGAUGUUGGUUCCGAAGAGGGAGCAGAAGCUGCCCGGGAGGCUGUCCUGAAGGCCCUGGGCAAGGUGACGGAUGUGGUGUCCUGCCUGGGCUUCAGCUGGUGGCAAGAGGGCCCCCCUCACACCCAGUCCCUGAAGGAGCUGCAGCGGGUCUUGGACACGCUGCUUCUCAGCACCUUCACUUCCUGGAAGGCUUUCUUCCCCUUGGUCAGGGAUGACCCCAGUGGCUCCUACACCCUUAUCACAGGAGGGGCCGGGGAGCAUCUUCUCCUGCCAGGCACUGGUUUCCUGACCCUCGGGGCAGCGGGGGCACUGGCCUUUUGCCAGGUGCUGCGUGAGGAGUACCCAGACAUUCCCUGCAAACUGAAUGAGGUGAAGAUCAGCAUGGGGGUGACAACCCCAGAGCGGCUGGGCCCAGGCUACGUGAGCCACCUGGAGGUGGGUGAGGCUGUGGCCUCCCUGGUGGAGAAGAGGUGCGUCUCCCAUGUGGUGCUGACUGCCAGCUCGCCUGCCGACCUAAAGACCCUCGCCAUGGAAGGGAAGCUGUGA